AAACAGUCACCUUGCUAACCUAAUAGCAUCUUUUCUCUCAUGUUAGACUUCGUCUCCUAAACCAAAGUGGCAAAACAUGGAAGAAGAGAUGCCUUACGUGAAGGAAAGAGUCUGUAUGAUAGCCAAGGAUGACUUGCCAGCACCUUUGAAAAAUGUUCCACAACACGAUGCGCACAAUCAAUGGAAUAUAUUCUUGCUCAUCACAAGCUCAUAUGUUCAUAACUUCAUAUCCUUCAUGCUCCUGGCCUCAGAAGGUGGAGCAGAAACCUUAUACAGAGAGAAAAGUCAACUGAACCAUGGUGAAGGAAGUGCUCUGGCCCAGAAAUGAACCCUUUUCUUUCAAUCUAUUCAUUGCUAUUUGACUUUGUAUUCUUGUCCCCAAAGGUUUGACUGUAAAUUAGAAUGGAAGAACAAAUUCUAGUUAAGAAACCCAUUUUUGAGGUUCGUUGUAAUUUGCAAAGUCAGCAAAAUAUGCUGUGUAAAAGUUGUGUAUUUUAUGGCACAUAAUUUUCUCAUUGAGAUUUUCCUUAUAUGAAGAUUCUGUUCCAUUUGACUUUAUAUGUCUUCGUGUCAAUAGUCUUUCAAAUCUAGACCAUUAAUGAAUUCAUGCAACUUGG
Messenger RNA from Rubroshorea leprosula, 617 nucleotides. The record is from the annotation of a GenBank genome assembly. NCBI's taxonomy places the organism in Eukaryota, Viridiplantae, Streptophyta, Magnoliopsida, Malvales, Dipterocarpaceae.